GACCGAGUCGACCUAAGUCGCCGAGCAAGGGAGAACUCAUCGCCAACAGCAUCCCGAUUACUCUCAAUCGCACACUGUUUGCGUGUCGCGUUCUCUCUGAGAUCCCACCAAACGGACAUCGAUCGAAUCGCACUCCCUGGUGUCGCCGCGUCAGCCGCCUAUCUUGACUAGAGCCGCUCGACGCUACUUAAACCUGGCCAUACCCACCUCCCAACUCACUUCGCCAUCGACUGCCCUGAGUUCACCCGCGCGAUACAGCACUGGCAAGUUGCAGCCAUGGCGUCGGUGUCGUCUUUGGACAAGGACCUGCGCAAGCUGCGCCUCGACAAGUACACGCCCGCCGCCGCGAACGAGGCCAAACAAUGGAUCGAAGACAUCCUGGGCGAGAGGCUGCCGCCCGGUGACCUGCUCGACGUCCUGAAGGAUGGCGUGGCCCUCUGCAAGCUCGUCAACCUCUCUGUCGGACCUCCCGGCGUAAAGUUCAAGAAAUCCCCGAUGCCCUUCGUCCAGAUGGAAAACAUCUCACACUUCCUGCGCGCAUGUCAGCAGCCGCCCCUCAACCUCCAACAACACGACAUGUUCUUGACCGUCGACCUCUACGAGCAGAAGGACCCCGCCCAAGUGCUCCAAUGCAUCGGCGCCUUCAGCCGUGCCGCACACACCGUCAACCCCUCGGCAUUCCCUACCUCGAUUGGCCCACGAAGCUCCCGAGCAGGCGUCGUAAGCCCCCAAUCGACCGGCCCAACCACGCCCACCGGUCUCCGCGGCCGCGGAGUGUCCAACGCAAGCAACACGUCGUCCCUCUACGGCAAGCCUACCAUGGCGGCCAAGACGGGCGACUCCAGUUCUGGCCGCUGGAGUCCCACUAAGUCGCCCACACAGGGCAACUCCAGCCCGCCACCCCCAGUCAGCAGCUGGAGCAAGAAAGAGCACGAAGGCGCUACGUCGCCGGCCUGGAACAUCGCGCAGUACGGAUACAUGGGCGGCGCGAGCCAGGGAAACCUCGGCAUCGCCUUUGGAGGGCGUCGGCAGAUUACUAGCGCGGGUCCCUAUGUACCGAGCUUGGCCGAGAAGGAGAAGAGGAGAAAAGAGCAGGAGGCUGAAGCCGAGCGACAGCGACAGGAGGAGGAACGCCGGCGCAAGGCGGAAAUCGAGGCCGAAGAGGAGCGGGCCCGGAUGGAGGAGGAGCGCAGGUGGGAAGAAGAGACUCGCCGUUUGCGAGAGGAAGAGCGCAAAAGAAUCGAAGAAGAAAAGCGACGGUGGGAAGAGGAGGAGCGGCAGUGGAAGCUGACCGAGGAAAAAAGGCGCAGGGAGGAGGAAGAGGCCGAGGCUCGAUUGAGGGAGGGGCGUCAAGCGGCGCGCGGCGAGAAGAGCAAUUCCCAGUUGCGCGGGCAGUAUCUCAGCCAGUACCAAGCUGAGCAGGAGUCACCCGACAAGGCGCGCAUAAGGGAGCUCGAGGAGCAGCUUGAGCGGGCUCGCCAACGCGAGGCCGAGUAUCAAAGGGAACGCCAGGGACGCUCUCUCCGGCCUGGAACCAGCGAUGGCGAUCGUAAGAAGGCGCGGUCGCGGUCGCGCAGCCGACCCGCCGAGAAACCAGUCUCCCGGCAGGAUUCUUGGAGCGUGCGUGAUGAGCGCAAUUUCCUCGUCACCCAGUGGACACAUCAUCAGCAGCAACUAGAGCAGCACGACGAAGAGUUCGACGAGGCACUAUCCCCACCACCCCUUGCCUCACCACGACCACUUCCAGACCCCACCACCGCCGCUGCCAAGGUUAAGACCCAUCGGACAGGCGAAGCGCCGCCCGCUCUCCCCAUGCGAAAGCAGCACACCGGCUCGCGGCCGCUUCCGGACCCGGUGGCAGCACCACCGGCCCUCCCAGUCCGGAAACAGCACACCGGCUCGCGCCCCCUCCCAGAUCCCGCUGCGUACGCAUCCAUCACCUCCCCCGACACUUCACGACAGCGCCAGCAACAACCACCAACACCCUCCGCGCCUCAACAACAACAACACAGCCCCUUAACCCUCCCCCGCACCGACCGCUUCCCCGCCACCAUCAAUCAUCCUCCCGCCCAACCACGGGGCCUCAAAAUGUCCCUGCUAGAGCGCGAGAUGGAGAUGGAAAGGCAGCGCCAGCGCGAGUGGGAGGAGGCGCAAAAGGAGACGGCCGCCAAGGCGGCUGCAAGGUCCAAGGAGGAUGGCGGCGGCGGCGUUGAUGGUAUCGGAGGUGGAAUCGGGGGAAGGUGGGAUGUCAGUCAGUGGACGGGUUAUACGGGCGGGGACAGCCAGAAUAAAGGGGCGCACGGCAUUGGGGCUGGCAGGAGGCAGAUUGUGGGGCCUAGGCCGUUGCCGAAUCCGCCGAAGUAAAUAAAUACCUAGGUCGAUAUCCUACUAGGUGUCUGGGCUGAGGUCGGGGUUUGGUUUGGGUUGGGGGUUGCGGUUGUGAUUUGCUGUUUGUGAAAGGUUGGAGUUGGAGGGGAGGAUAUCUGACUUUAGAGUAGUGAUACAUCUAUCUGGCUAUAGUAGCUGAAUCAGAUUCGGUUCGCUUCUUGCG
Messenger RNA from Parathielavia appendiculata, 2551 nucleotides. RefSeq lists its product as uncharacterized. The record is from RefSeq and is a predicted model, not a curated record. The coding region runs from base 277 to 2364 and encodes 695 amino acids. The transcript is spliced from 2 exons. Gene Ontology annotation, cellular component: actin cytoskeleton. Gene Ontology annotation, molecular function: actin filament binding. Gene Ontology annotation, biological process: actin filament organization. Lineage: Eukaryota; Fungi; Ascomycota; Sordariomycetes; Sordariales; Chaetomiaceae.